Ochotona curzoniae (black-lipped pika) is the source of this 794-nucleotide messenger RNA. It is a transcript of the gene SNURF, whose product is annotated as SNRPN upstream open reading frame. The record is from RefSeq and is a predicted model, not a curated record. Lineage: Eukaryota; Metazoa; Chordata; Mammalia; Lagomorpha; Ochotonidae. The transcript is spliced from 3 exons. Gene Ontology annotation, cellular component: nuclear speck. The coding region runs from base 116 to 331 and encodes 71 amino acids.
CGCAGGCGCGGGCGGGGCGGGCCAGAGUUCUGCGUUGCGGCAGCGAUUGCUGUGCAGAGCUCCUCGGCUGCCGGAGAUGCCUGACACCUCGGCCUGAGGAGCUGUCAGCGACGCGAUGGAGCGAGCAAGGGAUCGCUUGCACCUGAGACGGACUACCGAACAGCACGUGCCUGAAGUGGAAGUUCAAGUCAAACGUAGGAGGACAGCUUCACUGAGCAAUCAGGAGUGUCAGUUGUACCCGAGACGUUCUCAGCAGCAGCAAGUGCCUGUGCUGGAUUUCCAGGCGGAGCUGAGACAGGCUUUCUUAGCCGAGACACCAAGAGGUGGUUAAAGCAGGAUUGGAUUUUCAAGGUAGCCGAUUCCCAAGCAAAAACCAGGUUAGAGCUGAUAAAGUAAUGAUGAGAAAAUGAAUUAUUGAAACAGGGAUUGGGAUUUGUGUAAUCUAGGGCAUUUGAAAAAAGCUUUUUAAAAUGAAUAUAUUUAUUUUACUUAAUUUAUCUAAAUUAUUUAUCUAAAUAAAAAUAUUCAUACAAAAAACACAUAGCACAAAGCUUGUUUAUUUUUUAAAAGUGAAAAUCUCCCUGUCCCUGACAGGAUGAUUAGUGAUGUAUUGCUUCCUGUCUUUGUGGUGUGUGCUUUUUGGAGUCUUCUACAAUUUUGUAUGUUCUGCUUUCCCUUACAGAAAAAAAAAAUGUUAAUGGCUGCUUGUGGAUGAUUCCAUUUUAUUUUUUGCAAGCAUUUGUAUUGUGUUGAAUUAGUUUUCAUUUCCAUAAGACAGUAGUGUGAUAUUUAAA